GGGGACUCCUUUCGCAUGUGUUGCGCAGCUAAGUUUCUAGUCUUUCUUCGUUCUGUUGGAUCAGUCUGAUGGCAACGUGCUGGGAUGGAGCCUACUCUCCCGAUUCUAAAGCAAUGGCGAUGCAUAGAGCAGCUAAGGCUGGUGACACGAGCAGUGUGUUGUCCUACAUUGCGGAAGGUACAGACGUCGAUGCUCGGGAUAGCUUGGAAGCUACCUGCUUGUACUGGGCCGUCAGUAAACAUCAUGAAAAUCUUGUGGCUGCUUUGCUGGAUCGAGGAGCAGAUGCUAAUGCAAAAACCAAAUGGGGAUCGACCGCUUUACACGCGGCUUCAGACCGUGGAUUUUUGAAAAUGGCGGAGACGCUGUUAGAGUAUGGGGCGAGCUCCAACAUUGUCAACGGCAAUGAGGAUACGCCACUUCAUAUGGCCUGUAUGAGGGGCCACUUGGCUGUGAUACGUCUGUUGGUGCUGAACGGUGGAGCUGAGUUGACUGCUAGGAAUCAGCAGGGUAGAACACCACUGGCUGAGGCAGACAGCAAUGAGAUGAUCGAGGCAGCAUCCUUCCUCAAGGCAAUGAUGGAAAAUGCAAACAGACGUCAAGGGUUGGCACCAGUUGCAAUGCCAGUUACUUGUGAACCGAUGACUGAAUCAAUGGGCCACAUAUCACUUGAAGAGCAAUCAGAUAAAUCUGGGCAAUUUCAGCAUGGCCGAAUUAGCAACGAAAAAUUUGAAGUGGCAAAAACUGCAGAGACCAAAAUUCAGCCUACUUCAGCACCUAAAGAAAACAGUUUGCAUAGAGAGAAGUUUGAAAUACUUCGUCUUGAUCAUCAGCGAUUGGUGCAAGAGAAGGCACAAGUUGAAGAGGAGCUAAGAAUAACUAAAGGUGACUGUCAAGCAGUAAGGCAAAAGCUGAAGUUUUGUCAGACAAGACUAGAAGAAACUUCUACCGAAAGUGAAGAACUUCGAAAACAAACAGCAUCUCUUACAUUGCAGCUGCAUGCUGGAAUGACCAAACCUAAAGUGAAGAGCAAAGUAGUGUUAUCACAGGGUGCAGCAGGACAAAGCAGUCGAAUGGUAUUACAGCCAGCAAUGUUUGCUGGGUUACUGGAAGCAGUGUCUGUUGAGAAGUUUCAAGUAGCUCAGGGACUGCUUGCAUCAUGCAUUAAACUAUUCGAAAUGCCAUAUGAAAGCCUGCGACAGACUCUGACUACAAAAGCUGGUCAUCAGUGGGAGCUAAACAAAGAUUUUGAAAUAAUUGGUGAUGGUCCGUUUAAUCGAAAACUUGAUGGUCUGUUAGAAGGCAGCUGUAGUUUAGUAUUUCGUAUUCGACAUGUGAAAUUUGGAGUUCUUGUGCUCAAGAUGAUGAAUAAUCUCAUCAACAUGCUGCAGAGCAGUCAUGGUGUUGGAUUCAGUGGAACACCUUGGCUACGUGCCCAGUUUGGUGCUGAACAUGAUGUACCCCUCACUCUUCCACCAUCCCCCUAUGUCCUUCCUGUUAUACACCACUAUCAAGGGUCAACUGCAUCAUUUCAUCAAUACUUGAAGUUCUUAGUUCCCCAACAGUUUGAUGUACCAUUGGAAAUGGCAAGUACAACCACAUUCCUUGUAAUGCCUGAGUAUGAGACUACAUUAGAAAAAUGGAUCAUUGAACAGAAGAGACAAUACUCAAUUCCACCAUUUGGUGUGGAAGAAUGGGAGUACCUUCUAAUCAUUUACCAACUUCUCUGUGGCAUUCAUCAUUUAAUCACUAAUAGUGUUGUCCAUCGUGAUCUAAAAGCAUCAAAUAUAUUAAUGUCUGGCUGGGAAGUGGUCAUUGCUGAUUUUGGUUUUGCUAGACGUGUUAUCAAGUCUGCUAACUCUGCUUGCCAGUCACAUGACAAGCAUAAACAAAUAGAGAGUGGAUAUGGAUUGGAUGCAAAUAAUGCUGCUGUAAGCAGGACUAAUAGUUUGUCAUCUCUCCCAGUGCAAAGACAACAACUAAAACCAACAGCUGCUGUUGAGUUUGUUGAAAAAACACAGGUGUUUGCAGGUAAUGCUCAUGCUUGGGCACCAGAGCUUGCACGAUGGAGCCGCUCAGGCCCUCCAAAUACGGCAACGACACAACUGACUUUACUGGAUAUAUAUGCCAAAUCUGAUACCUUUGCAAUUGGCAGGAUGUUUUUCAAUCUCCUGAGAGAACCUCCUAGCAGCAGUCCCAACAGCAAUUCCUGGAAUGAUGAAUUUCCUGGCUCUUCGAUGGCCAAACCUCAUUACAGUAACAGUGAAAUACCAGAAUUGCCAUCAUGCUAUUCGAAUUCUCUUCACAGCCUUUUGAAAAAUAUGGUCUUAAACGAACCAUCUGCACGGAAAGAGACACUAACAUUGAUCCAUGUUGUCGGCCUGAUGUUGUGGGGACCUCCUAGUAACACACCACUCAUGUCUGUCGAUGACUGCUGUCAGUGGAUUCUCAAAGAACAGUUGGAGAUGGCUAUGUGUGAAGACAACGACUACUCCAGUUUGUCACUGGCGGGACAGUCUCUUACCUCACGACAGUUCAGUAUAGAGCUAAAGAAGCGUUUCGUUUGUGAAGCCCAACCUCAAGUUCUGUGGAAUGCUUUCAAAACUCUUGCAUUGUUUUCUAGUUGUGUCUAGCUUUUUUAAAAUAGUCCAUUGAUCAUGCUAAGUCAUUAUCAUUGAGCAUAGCUGCCAU
Molecule: messenger RNA, 2688 nt
Organism: Corticium candelabrum
Lineage: Eukaryota; Metazoa; Porifera; Homoscleromorpha; Homosclerophorida; Plakinidae
Exons: 3
Coding region: 69-2630 (853 amino acids)
Biological process (GO): protein phosphorylation
Molecular function (GO): ATP binding; protein binding; protein kinase activity
Source: RefSeq, a predicted model, not a curated record